Messenger RNA from Penicillium digitatum Pd1, 1197 nucleotides. Its product is annotated as Male sterility, NAD-binding. NCBI's taxonomy places the organism in Eukaryota, Fungi, Ascomycota, Eurotiomycetes, Eurotiales, Aspergillaceae. Gene Ontology annotation, molecular function: alcohol-forming very long-chain fatty acyl-CoA reductase (NADP+) activity. Gene Ontology annotation, biological process: long-chain fatty-acyl-CoA metabolic process. Gene Ontology annotation, cellular component: peroxisome. The record is from RefSeq and is a predicted model, not a curated record.
AUGACCAGCAAAGCGAAAAUAAAAUGGUCCGACAUGCUUCCUUCUUCCACGGCACAAACCCUCAUCACAGACGAACGGAUCACUUUCCUUGACGGCGAAUUGGGAAAUACCACGACGAUGACUUUGUCCGAAGAGACACUGCAGAUGCUGAAAAGGACAGUACAGAUUGUCUUUCACGCCGCAACAUCAGCGCAGCUACACAAGACUCUACCAGAGUUAGCACACACUGUGCUAGCACCAAGCAUAUGUCUCACAACUUAUGCCCUAAAAUUCCCGAACCUUGAGCGCUUCGUAUUUUUCUCAACUGCCUACGCCAACGCCCAUCUAUGGAAAGCCCAGGAAUCAACAGACGUCUCAGUUGACGAGAGGAUAUAUCCCCUCGGCAGGGAGGAGGAAGAUUAUUACAGGAUCGCACUAGAGGCAUGGAAUGCAGUACAGAAAACCGGCUCAUCCGAAGAAUACAACGCCCACGAUUUCCCAUGGCCAUAUGCAUACGCCAAGCACCUCGCCGAACGACUCGUCUUACAAAAGGCAGGUGAGCGCAACAAGAUGGACAAGGUCCUAGUCAUCAGACCGUCUGUCCUCGGACCAGCCGAUAAAUUCCCAUUCCCCGGUUUUGCGACCUUACAUGGAGCCCCUUCGACAGCCUGUGCAGCAGCGUACUUGCUACAUGCAGGUCGGCGAAUCAAACUCUCAACGCGAUGUGAGAAACCACAUCAAGAGUCCACGAUCGAUGAGGUCCCGGUUGAUGUUGUGGUGGAUCGAACACUGGUCCAUGUGGCGCUGGGGACGAGUGGGUGUGUCCAUGCAGUGAGUGGGGAGCAGGGCCGGUUAUCGACUGAGGAAUGGUGGUGUGCGGUUCAGAAAGAGAGACGGCUGCCAUGGAAUGCGAAGCCGUCUUGGACAUCUGAUGACUGGCAUUCUCCCAAUCUCCACUUUGUGGCUCGGCGGUUCAAGAUUAUUGGUACUUCGUUUGCGUUCUCACAGGAACGGACAUUGAGGGCUACCGAGAAGCUAAGCGCCGAGGAGAAGAAGAAUCUUCAGUUGUUUGCUGAUCGGUCGAAACCAUACUCUCUGCAUUUGCGACGGCAUCAGAUUCAUCAUCACGCUGUUGAAGUGGCCAAGAAGAAAAAGUGGCCUCUGUGCUCUGCCGGUCUCCUUUGUCGGAAAGGAAGACCUGUGGCCCACAAAACAUAA